AUGUUUUGCUACUGCUGCGAAAGCAUUCCAGAGGUGACAGUGGAGGUGCACUCCUCUCCCGUCCUGAAUGAGGACGGCCUCGCCGUUUCAGAACCACCAUCACAGGGAGCUUUCACUGUGAGUUUGGAGCUGGAAGAUUUAAAGCCUCGCUUGUUAGGCGUUGCCCUCGAUAGCACCGAGGAGAAAAACCUCAUGAUCGUGGGUAUCUUUGAUGGAAUCAUCAAGAAGUUUAACGAGAAGUUCCCUCGCCAGGGUGUGAAACAGUUUGACAAGAUCACUGCUGUGAACGGCAAACGGGGUUCGGCCAAUGAGAUGCGGAGGAUGAUGGUCUCUGCCAUUGCCGAUGAAACAUUAGAUUUGCUGCAGCUCACCAUCCGGCGCCCCACUGAAAUACAGGUGCAGCUGGAGAGACCGGGCACUUUGGGCCUACAGGUGAACUACACCGACCUGCUGGGCGGGGUUCUCAUCAGCAAGAUCGUCCCAGAUGGCCUCGUCGAUCGCUGGAAUGCCGAUCCCAAGAACCCCUUGGUGUCUGUGGGGGACCGCAUCAUCGCGCUGAACGGGGAGGACUUGAAAGGUGAUGACCUCCUGGAGUCAUCCGUGACCGACUCCUCCGCAGUCUCCUGGAACUCCCAGGUCACCGAAGAGGAAGCCCGGCGUAAAGAGAAAAAGGAACGCAAGAGUCGAAAGCAACGGCAUCAUUCCGCCGAUGCGCACGCUGAUCGUCCAGCUAAGAAAGACGAUGGCGCCUUGCCAAAACCCCACAAUUGGGCUGAGGAGGUGGUGAAAGCAUCCCUGGAUCCGCAGAACCAGUGGGAGUUCCCGGGCCCGUCCGGAAAAGCCGGAUAUGUGGGACAGCUCGCUGCCUGGGAGCAGCCUCGUGCUCGGGGUUCAGAAGUAGCUUCUCGUGCUCGCGAACGUGCUGAGGAGGUGCAACGCUGGGAGAGACACCAUGAUUCCCAGCAGUACAUCUUCGGCACCCCACGUUGA
Molecule: messenger RNA, 990 nt
Organism: Durusdinium trenchii
Lineage: Eukaryota; Dinophyceae; Suessiales; Symbiodiniaceae
Source: the annotation of a GenBank genome assembly